Podarcis lilfordi (Lilford's wall lizard) is the source of this 18618-nucleotide messenger RNA. Lineage: Eukaryota; Metazoa; Chordata; Lepidosauria; Squamata; Lacertidae. The record is from the annotation of a GenBank genome assembly.
GGCAGAGCGGCAGCGCGGCUGGGCGCGAAGAGCACUCCUCCGGUACCCGGCAGAGGCCGACGCGGGGGAUUUCCGCCUCAGGCGGGAGGGCGGGACGCCUCCCUCUUCUCCGCACGCGGCGUCCCCAGGCGCCGCUCCGCGCGGCCGGCGUCAAGCAGUGACACUCCGCGGGCCAGCCGCGCCAGGCUCCGCCGCCGCCGCCAUCAACAGGCUAUUCAUCCUCCGCCCGCUCCUCCCCCUUAUAAGCCCCGCUCCUCCCCCUCCCCCUCGAACGUUUGAAAUUCCUUGCGCGCCAUUAUGUCUGACAGAGCGAAGGGCAGAUAACGGUGAUUGGUCUCUCCGGGCAACCGACUCGGCGCGCCGCAGUUCUAAUUGGCCGGUUCUUUCACGGAACGCUCUUCCUCUGAUAUGAUAGGCUGAGCAGCAGGCGGGGUGGGAGUGGGCUGUGCUAUACGGGAUACGCUUUGCUGUCGGCUUCUCAAAACUGCGCCCCUCCUGCCUUCUGUUUGGCUAGAUCCUCCGGGAGCCACGCCCCAUAUUCUAUGACCAGGUCCCGCCGUCUGCCCUACGGAAGCCUUUUGCCCCGCCCCUCUUUUGGCGGCCAACGCGCUUUCCUGGUCCCCUCGUGCUUUCCCCUUUAUAACGGUCAACGACAUAGGGUCCGCUCGCACGCUGAUUGACGUGUGUGUAGGCCAAUGAGAAUGCAGCUUCGGCAGAUUUAAUUUGUAGAAACCUGCCUAAUCCUCCCGCCCUCCGAAAUCUGCGUGAGGUGAGGGAGGGUCGGGAAGUUUAGGAAUUAAUGGUCGCUUGCAUGAUACUUCCAGGUGUUGCUUUCUCUCCUCAGAGGAAGACAGAGCCCCAUUCAAGUGCCUUCAAAGGGAACGUGGAUGGGCGAUAAGGGGUCAUUUUUUCCAAGGGGACCAAGCACUCUCUGAAAAAUGUAUAAUAAUAAUAAUAGCAAUAAAGGAGAAAGACAAACAAAAAGAUAGGCAUGGUGUUUCUCUGCUCCUUUAUAUUUAUUAUUAUUAUUAUUAAAAAAAUAUUUAUUUGUACCCCACCUUUCUUCCUCACAAGGUUUCAAGGUGGCUUACAGAUAAAAUAUACACCCCAAAAGAUACAGACUUCUGAAGGGGAAGGAGGGAGUGAUUUUAAAGAAACCCAAUACCGGUGAGGAUGAUUAGUAAGAACACUGCUAAUUUAUAUGGCUCCAUCGAUAUGACAUUUUCCAAAAGGACAGCCAUAUUAGCCUGUUGCAGCAAAAACACAACCUACAGCCUUGCAGAGCUGUCAAGAUACACAAAUUUUCUACAGCUUUCAAGUGGGAACACAGGGAGCUGCCUUGCACCAGGUCAGUUGCCUAACACUGAUGGAUUUAGCUCAAGGCCGUCCACUCUGACUGGCAGUGCCUCUCCAGGGUUUCAGGCAGGGGUUUCCCUGGCCCAACCUGGAGGUGCCUUUGGGGAUUGAAGCUGAGAUGUUUUGUAUACAAGGCAGAUGCUCCUUUAGUCAUUAGUUUGCACCAGGCGUCCUAUUGGGAAGAUCCAGUUCUCUGAGUGCAUGUUCUGGAAGUUGGGCAGUAGGGGCAGUACAGGAUUCCUUUUGGUGUACCGACCUCCCCGCUGCACCAAGGAUUCCCUGCCCGAGCUGCUUCAGGUCGUGGCGGAUGUUCUCCUGGAGACACCUAGUUUGGUCGUCCUAGGGGAUUUUAACAUCCAUGCCGACACGACCUUACAAGGGGCCGCUCGGGACUUCGUGGAAAGCAUGGCCUCCAUGGGGCUGUCCCUGAAUAAGUCUGGCCCAACCCAUAGCUGCGGACAUGCCUUGGACCUGGAGUUUACCUCUAUGGAUGUUGGUGAUCUGACACUAAGUAAAAGCGAAACAAAAGAAGUGCCAUGGUCAGAUCACUUCCUGGUGCAACUGGACUUCUCUGCGACCCAUCCCCUCUGCAGGGAGGUGGGACCAAUUUGGAUGGUCCGCCCCCGCCACUUAAUGGAUCCAAAUGGUUUCCAGAGAGUGGUAGGGGAUGCUUUAUCCCAUGUUGAUGGCCUUUCAGCUGAUUCCCUGGUGGCCCGCUGGAAUGUGGAGUUAACCAGGGCUAUUGACUGUUUGGCUCCGAAGCGCCCUCUCCGAUUGCAUGGAGCCCAGACAGCCGCGUGGUUUUCCACGGAUCUGAGGGCAAUGAAACAAUCGUUGAGAAGGCUAGAGCGCCGGUGGCUGAUAACUCAUUCCGAAUCUGACCGGACACAGGUUAGAGCUCAACGUCGAGCCUACCAAGUGGCAAUAGCGACGGCGAAGAAGAAUUUCUUCACCGCCUCUAUUGCAUCUGCAGAAAACAGCAGCAGGAGACUUUUUCAGGUGGUUCACAAUUUAGCGGAACCACCUGCAACAUCGGGGCCCAGUAUGGGCCACAUGUUCUCCUGCAAUGAUUUUGCAAAGUUUUUUGCAGAUAAAAUCGCUCAGAUUCGGGAAGAAGUAGACUCCACUGUGGGAGCAGGGCCGGGGUGGGAGAGUGCUAGAGUCCUGUCUAGUCAAGUUGCGUGGGAUCAAUUCCAAUCUGUUACCUCCGAGGAUGUGGACAGGCUGCUUGGAUGAGUGAAGCCAACCACCUGUCUCCUGGAUCCUUGCCCAUCCUGGCUUAUAAAAGCUAGCCGGGAAGGACUGGGCGAUGGGCUUCGUGGGGUGGUGAAUGCUUCCCUCCGUGAGGGAGCCUUCCCAGACCCGCUGAAAGAGGCGGUUAUUAAACCGCUUCUGAAAAACCAUCUUUAGAUGCGGCCACGAUGGCCAACUAUCGCCCAGUCUCAAAUCUUCCAUUCUUGGGCAAGGUGAUUGAGCGUGUGGUUGCUGAACAACUCCAGGCACGCCUGGAAGAAGCGGACCAUUUGGAUCCCUUCCAGUCGGGAUUCGGGCCUCAUCAUGGGACUGAAACUGCCUUGGUCGCACUGGUUGAUGAUCUCCGGCAGGCUAGGGACAAAGGUGAGAGCUGUUUCCUAGUUCUGCUGGAUCUCUCAGCGGCGUUUGAUACCAUCGACCAUAACAUCCUUCUGGACCGUCUUGAGGGGCUGGGAGCUGGGGGCACUGUCAUACAGUGGUUCCGCUCCUUCCUCCUGGGCCGUGUUCAGAAAGUGGUGGUGGGGGAUGAGUGUUCAGACCCCUGGGCUCCCACUUGUGGGGUGCCUCAGGGUUCUGUGCUCUCCCCCAUGCUUUUCAACAUUUACAUGCAGCCGCUGGGAGAGAUCAUCAGGAGGUUUGGGCUGGGUGUUCAUCGGUAUGCAGAUGAUACCCAGCUCUACCUCUCUUUUAAAUCAGAACCAGUGAAGGCAGUGAAGGUCUUGUGUGAGUGUCUGGAGGCGGUUGGAGGAUGGAUGGCAGCUAACAGAUUGAGGUUGAAUCCUGACAAGACAGAAGUACUGUUUUUGGGGGACAGGAGGCGGGCAGGUGUGGAGGAUUCCCUGGUCCUGAAUGGGGUAACUGUACCCCUGAAGGACCAGGUGUGCAGCCUGGGAGUCAUUUUGGACUCACAGCUGUCCAUGGAGGCACAGGUCAAAUCUGUGUCCAGGGCAGCUGUUUACCAGCUCCAUCUAGUACGUAGGAUGAGACCCUAUCUGCCUGCGGACUGCCUCGCCAGAGUGGUGCAUGCUCUGGUUAUCUCCCGCUUGAACUACUGCAAUGCGCUCUACGUGGGGCUACCUUUGAAGGUGACUCGGAAACUACAACUAAUCCAGAAUGCGGCAGCUAGACUGGUGACUGGGGGUGGCCGCCGAGACCAUAUAACACCGGUCUUGAAAGACCUACAUUGGCUCCCAGUACGUUUCCGAGCACAAUUCAAAGUGUUGGUGCUGACCUUUAAAGCCCUAAACGGCCUCGGUCCAGUAUACCUGAAGGAGCGUCUCCACCCCCAUCGUUCUGCCUGGACGCUGAGGUCCAGCGCCGAGGGCCUUCUGGCGGUUCCCUCAUUGCGAGAAGCAAAGCUACAGGGAACCAGGCAGAGGGCCUUCUCGGUAGUGGCGCCCGCUCUGUGGAACGCCCUUCCAGCAGAUGUCAAAGCAAUAAACAACUACCUGACAUUCAGAAGACAUCUUAAGGCAGCCCUGUUCAGGGAAGUUUUUAACGUGUGAUAUUUUAGUGUAUUUUUUGUUUCUAUGGAAGCCGCCCAGAGUGGCUGGGGAGGCCCAGCCAGAUGGGCGGGGUAUAAAUAAUAAAUUAUUAUUAUUAUUAUUAUUAUUAUUAUUAUUAUUUACUGAGCCAGGACCUCUUACCUUUUACACACACACACACACACACACACACACACACAUUAUUCACCACCUUGUUUGUUCUUGCUUAAAUCUGUUUCCUGUAAAAUGCUGCAAAGUAUUGUUUUCAACCCCCUGGGUCUUUUCAACAAUAUUGUGAAGCUAAGUUUUGCAAGAGAUGAUGUAUGCUACUACAGCACAGCAGUACAGUGCAUCUUGCAAAAUCCUGCUUCCAAUAUAAAAAAAUAUAAAUUUUCAAAAUUACAAAUAAAAGCAAGGCUCUUGUCCAGGGGAAAUGUAGUCAAUAGAACUUAAGUUUGUCCCAGCAAAAUCAUGCUUUCAUUUCCCUCCCAGCAGCAGACAAAUAAUGAGAAGGACAGGGCAGCAAGAUGUCUGGCCAUGGCUAAUUUUCACUACACAUUACUGAGGGGGUGGGGAGAAACUCAACGUGGGGCUCUAGUUUUCUGUCUUAACAUCUAGUUCUGCUCUAAAAAUCUCUCUCUCUCUUUCCCCCUGCCUUCCAUGCAUAUGCUCAAACCUUCCUCAGUUUUUUUCUGUCCUUUCACUACCUCUUACUGUUAUGAAGCAAAUUAUCCAGAAAGGUAACAGUUGAGAAUGUGCUGUUUUUUAUUGACUUGCUGGAUGUGCAUUGUGAAUAGCAGAUAUAGUACAUAUAAAACAGGAAGAUGGUUGCGAGUAGAAUUAAUAUCACAACAGGAACUUUAGGCAAAAGCAUUUAUGUGACACCCCGUUGCAUUUCUGUAGGCAAAACUAAUUCUAUGUCAAUACCUUCCGGUAGGAAACAGCCAGGAAACAUUUACUACGCAACAGGGCCCUGGAAUGUCAGGCAUGAGAGAAGAAAGCCAAGUAGGGUAGGAGCCAGGUACAGGAGUAGGUGUCAACAGGUUCAGGUAAGACAAGUACUAUUUGGUCCACAUAUAAUUGCCAGGAAGCUUUUGAGCCUAGUUAAUACAAGAGUAGUUUAAAAAUCAAGUACCAUGGCUUAGGGUUGGGGAAAAGGGUAAAUUGGACAGGUCAAAGCCUGUGAAUGUUAGCAUUUAUGUCAAAACUGGAAACAAGAAGUCAAAAAGUUAAUGUUUGAGAGACACCUUUGCUCUUUUAAACCCUCACUUUUCAUAAUUCCAUUAUCCCUUCCACCAAUCAAAAGGCAGAAAGCAGUAUUUGUUGGCAAAGGUACUCUUCACAGCUCACAGGGGACCUACUACUUAACGACUAGAUUUAUCUAUGCCACUUUUCCUGGGCGAAGGAGCCUACAAACACAGAAAACAUGGUCACUGAUUCUUAACCCAGUGCACCCCUAUUUGGCUUAAGAAAGGAGACAUAAUCAAGUUAUGAGGAACUAUCCUGGGAUAGCUCAGUCAGUAGAGCAUGAGACUCUUAACUCAGGGUCGUGGUUUUGAGCCCCACAUUGAGCAAAAGAUUCAUGCAUUGCAGAGAGGGAUGGACUAGAUGACCCUCAUGGUCCCUUCCAAGCCUAUGAUUCUACAAAGUUGUUUAUACAUGCAGAUAUGACUGGCAAGCCAACUGGGCCAGAUUUACGGUAAUCUGUAUAUCAUUCGUUGUGUGUUCCCAAAGUACACUUUCCCCCUUACAGUGGAAGAGGACUUUUACAAUGACUUUUUCUUCCUACUUGCUCCAGUGAGCAGGGCUAUGCAAGUUAGCCUUGGGAUAACCUUCCAGUGCGGGAGUGUGCCUCUGCUCAGUUCUGGUCUUCCUGAGCUCAAAGUGACAAAGUGUUGACAGAGCUCUACCAAACUUUCUAUAAAAAACCCUCUCUUUUCAAUUGACAGGAGGCUAUUUAGGGUGGGAAGAGGGAGGUGGGAAAGAGGAAGGUUAGAUGUUCACAAACAGGCUACUGCAAAGCUGUCAAUCAUAUAACAUUUCAGAUCCAUUUCAGUCUGGGUUCCAUCCUGGUUUCGGGACUGAGACGGCUCUGGUCGCCCUAACAGAUGAUAUCUGUAGACAACUGGAUCGAGGCGGGUCGGGACUGCUGAUUCUCUUAGAUUUGUCAGCAGCCUUUGACAUCGUCGAUCAUGAUCUUCUGGACCACCGCCUCACCGACGUGGGAAUACAGGGCAUAGCCUGAAAAUAGCUGUGCUCCUUUAUCUCUGGUCGGGGACAGAGGGUGGUGCUAGGGAGGGAGAUGUCAUUGCACCACUCCUUGGUGUGUGGAGUGCCACAGGGCGCAAUCCUCUCCCCGAUGCUUUUUAACAUCUUUAUGUGCCCCCUUGCCCAGAUUGUCUGGAGCUUUGGGCUGGGUUGUCACCAAUAUGCUGAUGACACUCAGCUCUAUCUGCUGAUGGAUGGUCACACGACUCGGCCCCGGACACACUGACCAGAUGCUUGGAAGCUGUGGCUGGAUGGUUUCGUGGGAGCCGAUUGAAACUAAAUCCUUCGAAGCCAGAGGUCCUCUGGCUGGGUCGGGAUGGCAUAGGGAUGAGGGACCAACUCCCUUCUCUUGUGUCAUUGCCUUCCGUUAAGAGUUUAGGUGUAAUCCUUGACACCUCCCUUUCCAUGGAGGUGCAGGUUACAGCAACAGCCAAGGCAACAUUUUUCCACCUUCGCCGCAUCAAGCAGUUGGUCCGUUACCUUUCCCGCCCUGAUCUGGCCACAGUGAUCCAUGCGACGGUCACCUCCAGGCUUGACUACUGUAAUUCACUCUACGCGGGGCUGCCCUUGAAGCUGUCCCAGAAACUCCAGCGGGUGCAGAAUGCUGCAGUGAGGCUCCUCAUGGGGUCUCUGCCAUGGGAGCAUAUUCACCCAGUGUUUUUCCAGCUGCACUGGCUCCCGGUGGAGUACAGGGUCAGAUUUAAGGUGCUGUUUUUGACCUUUAAAGCCCUUUGUGGCUUAGGGCCCUCAUAUUUAUGGGACCGCCUCUCCUGAUAUGCCCCACGGAGGACCUUAAAUAGCAACAUCCUAGAGGUCCCGGGCACUAAGGAAGUCAGAUUAGCUUCAACCAGAGCCAGGGCCUUUUCAACACUGGCUCUGGCCUGGUGGAACACUCUGUCUCAUGAGACCAGGCCCCUGCAGGAUCUGAUUUCUUUCCGCAGGGCCUGUAAUACAGAGUUAUUCCACCUGGCUUUUGGCUUGGAAUCAGUUUGAUUCCCUCCCCCUCUUUCUUUCUUUUUUCCUUUCUCCUUCUGUGUUGGAACUCGUAUUUGGGGACUUCCCUGGCUUUUUUCUGGCCCACAUAGGACCUGUCUGGAUAGUUAGCCUUGGUGAAGACUUGACGUUUUCAUCCCCAAAACGUUUUUGAUUUGAGUUUCCACUGAAAUGAGGCUGCAUCUUAAAGUUUUAAUGUUGUAUUUUAAUCUUGUUUUUUAAGCUGUAUUUCAACCAAUUGUUUUUAUAUUUGGUGUUAGCCACCCUGAGCCUGGUCUUGGCUGGGGAGGGCGGGGUAUAAAUUAUUAUUAUUAUUAUUAUUAUUAUUAUUAUUAUUAUUAUUAUUAGUGUAGCAGCAGCAGUGUUCUCCCCACAAGUAGAAGACAAACCUGUGCUGUCAAUAAAUUGUUUGGGGAAACUCUUGGAGAUGGAUAUCAGGUAGAUACAAGUGGGCACAGAGAGCAAACUUUGUGGUGGUGGUACUGUCUCCUCAAUAACCAGGGACCUAGCCAAACCCAAGGAGGAAUACUCAGAUGGUAAUAAGCCCAAGCUUGUGCAAGUACUUAACCACCCUGCCUGCAAAACAUAAAGCUCCUGAGAUCAAGGCAGAAGGAUGGGGGCAGGCUAGCAUCAAUCAGUGGGGAUUGCUGCCACCCAGCCUGUUGAUGGGAAAUCCCUACAACCCAAGUUUUGCUGAUAGAUCUGGCAGAUUCUUAUUAAGGUCCUAGCACAGGGGAAGGCACACAGCCAUCCACCAAGAGAGUCCAUGGUGCACAACUAAAAAAACAGUUUAAAACAACCUUCUAAAACAGUUUAAAAUUCCUAAAAGCAAUUACCUACACUCAAACUAAUCAUAACAGAGUUGCUAGGGUCAGAAUUUUCAGCCAUCAAUUGGCCAAGUAAACAGGAAUCAUUUUAAAUAUAUCCUAAAAGUUCACAGUGAAGGAGACUGAUUCACCUCCUUUGGGAGGGCCUUCCACUUUUUUUUUUUUAAUUGCAGGGCACUUGUAAGAGUGGUGAUAUUCCAGUGCUAACAUAUAGCCACACUUGUACAACUGGCAAUUGCAGACACAACAUGUCAUGUGCUGGUUUUAACCUUUAAAGCCCUAUACGGCCUAGGACCCUCGUACCUACGGGACCGCCUCUCCUGGUAUGCCCCACAGAGGAACCUACUGUCUGCAAAUAAAAACAUCCUGAAGGUCCCAGGCCUCAGAGAGGUUAGGCUGGCCUCAACUAGAGCCAGGGCUUUCUCGGCUGCGGCUCCAAUCUGGUGGAACGCUCUGUCACAAGAGACUAGGGCCCUGCGGGACCUGACAUCUUUCCGCAAGGCCUGCAAGACAGAGUUGUUCCACCAGGCCUUUGGUCAGGGCCCAGCCUGACUCCCUCCUCUGGCAACCUGCACAGAACUUUGCUUAACGGUUGCCAUUAAUUUGAUUUUAAUUAAUUUUUAUAAUGAAAUGUUUUAGAAUGUUGGAUUAUUUGAUUGUUUGAUUAUUUGAUUGUUGUUAGCUGCCCUGAGCCCGGCUUUGGCUGGGGAGGGCGGGAUAUAAAUAAAAUUUAUUAUUAUUAUUAUCAAAAAAGCAAGAUGAACCAUUGUCGUGAAUAGUUUCUCUUCACAAGCAUCCUGUGCCAUGGUUCCACAGUCACAACCUUCAUUCCCCAGUCAUUUUGAAGCAAACAUGAUGAGCAAGUUGCUUAUUCUCUAGUGAUCCUCAGCAGUGGUGAUUUGGCCUCUGAUGGCUAUGGCAUCGGAGGUUAUGGUGGCAGCAUCCAAGUGUUUGAUUAUAAAGGGAUAUAGAUGCUUAAGAGGAAGCAAAAGAUCAGAGAAUUCCACAAGGGGGGGGCGGAAAGAACCCAGCAUUCCAUUACCUUGUUUGGCCAGCUCAGCAGCAGCUGCAAGGGCUUCAUGGACUGUAGCACAUGCUUCAAUAACUGUAACCUGGUCAGCAUCGCUCUUAUGCACAACCUAUAAAAGACACAGAUAAGAAGCACCCCAUAUGCAGAAAAUGACUGGCCAACUAACAUAAUAAAACAUCAACCUAUAGCAACCUUUGGCCCUCAAGAUAUUGCUUGACUACAACUUCCAUCAUGUCUAACAAUUGACCAUGCUGGCCAGGAAGUUGGAGUCCAAAAUACAAAUGGCUAAUUCAGGCUGCUGCUGUUCUCUAGUGGAAAGUAAGAGGCCCAUGUGAACUAAGAAAAUAGAGGAGGCCUGUUCAGCAUCAGAUAUCGCCCUCAAAAAGUGGGCUGUAAGUGGAGAGCAAUCCGCACUUUAUUCUUAUACUACAGUAGAUACUGUAGAUCAGGGGUGUCAAACUCAAAUUCAUCGGGGGCCGUGGCGCCGCUAGAGGGUAGAUGUUCUCUGGUUUGUAGGCUGCCGCGCAUGCGCUGAAGAGGCGGCUUUCUUGUGUAAAAAAAAAAAAAGCGAGAAUAAAAGGUGAAGGCUGGCGGCCGGCAGCGGCUACACUGGCCUUGUGUUUGACACCCGUGCUGUAGAUACUGAACCAAAAAAAAAAAAAAAAGAAUUACUGUAUGCACACUUGUGCACAAAGCUGGGUUACCAAGAUGAUAAAUCAUAAGUGGUUAUUAAUAUAAACCUUUUCACUUGCUUUAAUAGCAAAAUGUCCUGGUGCUGCAAAUCUCUGCUUCCUAGGGAGAUUUUGAGCAGAAACCCAAGGCAACUUUUGAGAAAGCAAAAUAUAAUGUAAUUGAAUUGAAUGAACUCAAGUCACAUAGUUUUUGUUUCUCCGCCCCCCCCCAACCCUCAUUUAUGAUACCUACUUCAAUAUCUGCCUGAAGACAGUCUCUCUAUUAUUCUGGUGGAGCUAGACUUUAUGUCUGCAGCUGGAAACUGGUGAAACAUGACUUCUAGGCAGAUUACUUGGGAACAGCUUAUGGCUGUGCAAUACCUCAGGCCUAUUUUAGCAAUUUCGUGGCUAUAUGGCCAGCUAAUAUCAGUCAUCUGCCAUCUAGUGGUAGAUACAUGUAUGACUCAAUGAUGCAAGUACUUACGAGUAUGUACAGUACUUUUUUUUUUGGCAUGACGUAUCAGAAAUUUUGGCCUUUGUCCAAAGAGACUGAUUUAUGUUACAGCCUUGGCUCUAGUAUAGAGGUCAAAAUGACAACCAAUUAGUCUGGGCCUCGCAUUCACUAAGUUUUUUGGCAUUUCAUAAUAUCUGUUAACAUUCCAAAUCUGCCACAUUCCAAGUAUUUUAUGUCAUCAGAAUGAUGUACAAGCAUUAUUGCUGCAAGGAUUCAGUGAGAGCAAAUUCACCAUGCGUUGGUUCAAUUCACAAUCUUUUCCAACCUCCAUGAGUGUAAUUAAUUAAAAGUCUAGUUUUGUUCCAGAAGUGCAUCCUCCUUAAAUUGAAUCUCUGUGUGGGGGAAUAAGUGCAUCCUUCACAUAAGUAAAACACGUGGCUGUAGUAUAAUAAAGAAACAGUACCACAAACAGGCCUACCUAGUGUUGUCAACAGGGAGAGAUGAAACUUUUAAACACAGAGAAAAUAAGUCACAUUACCUAGUUCACAUCUUCAGUGAGAUAGUAUGUCACAGGUGGAAUAACCAAUACAGCCCUCUCUGCCUUUCUUAACACCUGAGGAGGCAGACUUUCAGAUAUUUGGGGCCUCCGUUAAUUAGGACUUUAUCCUUCUAUCCCUAGUGGUUACAGAAGUUGGCAAAUCACUUUGACUGUUUGGGGUUGAGGUGCUGGCUCAUCACCCCUCACACCCACCUCUAAAUGUCCUCCAAGACAUCUAUUUGCUUAAUAUAUAUGCAACCCCUACUCAAAGGAGAUCUUAAAGGUAAAGGUACCCCUGCCCGUACGGGCCAGUCUUGCCAGACUCUAGGGUUGUGCGCUCAUCUCACUCUAUAGGCUGGGAGCCAGCGCUGUCCGCAGACACUUCCGGGUCAUGUGGCCAGCGUGACAAGCUGCAUCUGGCGAGCCAGCGCAGCACACGGAACGCCGUUUACCUUCCCGCUGGUAAGCGGUCCCUAUUUAUCUACUUGCACCCGGGGGUGCUUUCGAACUGCUAGGUUGGCAGGCGCUGGGACCGAACGAUGGGAGCGCACCCCGCCACGGGGAUUCGAACCGCCGACCAUGCGAUCGGCAAGUCCUAGGCACUGAGGUUUUACCCACAGCGCCACCCGCGGAGAUCUUACCAUGAGGCAAAUGAGGUGUUUGCCUCAGGCAGAAAGCUGAAGGACAUACAACUCUAACACAUAAAGCACAAUGCACCAGGAAAUUCUCUUGUAGAAAAGUCUUGUUGGCAGAGCUCUAGGAUUGAUUAGUGGGAAGGGGAAACUGCAUUAUAUGAAGUCAGGUGUGCGGAAUCUGUUGUACACUAGGUGUUGUUGGAUUACAACUGCCAUCACCCCUGACCAUUGGUCAUGCUGACUGGGGGAGCUGAUGGGAGUUGGAGUCCACAACAUCUGAAAGGCCACAGGUGCACCAUCCCUGUAUUAAGAGGAUUGAACUUGUUCACAUUUCAAUCACAAACAGUGGCCAGGCUGUGCCACCUGCCCACCCACCCAUGCAGGAGGAGCCCAGGCGACCAACACAGCCCUUGGCAGAUGAAUUUUCCCAGCACUGGCCAGCCGGUCAUUCAGUGAGGGUAGGCCAGGUCAGGCUGGGCUCCUGGGCCCAAAGACCCCCAGUGACAGGCAUGGUGGGGAUCCUUGCUUGGAGGCUACCUGGCUCACACCCCCUCAAAAUCAUGCAUUCAGGGCCCCCCGGUCCUCCCCAAAGUGUUCCUGAUCACAAACAUUUUUGGGGGGAGGGGAAAAUUCUAGAAUAUAUUAUUAUUAUGCUUUUAAUGUGUUUGUUUGUAAGCUUUUGAUACUUAACAAAUGGGAUGGGAAAUGUCUAAUAUUCAUUUAAUAAUUAAGGAUAAUGAUGACGAUGAUGAUGACAAUGUUGAUAAAGACUUGGAGUAAUGGAGAUGAAGGUGGACACAUACUGUCACUUGCGUAGUGUCUCUUGGGGCCCUUAGCUUGGGUCCAGGAUGAGAUAGAAUCAUAGAAUCGUAGACUUGGAAGGGACCCCAAGGAACAUCUAGUCCAACCUGCAAUGCAGGAAUCUCAGCUAAAGCAUCUGUGACAGAUGACCAUCCAACCUCUGCUUAAAAACCUCCAAGGAAGGAGAGUCCACAAGGGAGACCGUUCCACUGUGGAACAACUCUUACUGUCAGAAAGUUUUUCCGCAUGUUUAGUUGGAAUUUCAUUUCUUGAAUGAAUUGCUCUUUGAUGCACAUGCCUGUCUCCUUACAGCACCCAUGGUGGAUCUCUGUAAUUCAACCAAGGGAGAAUCCUUUCAGCAAGCAGAAGACUCUGCCAGUUCAGUGAGUGACCAAAAGAUACAGCCUCAUUUCCCCCAGGGCAUGUGGCUCUCUUGGGGAGACUCUUAAAAGCCCCAGCCCAUGUUCCACACAUCAACUGCCCACUAUCUGUGGUUAUUGGUUCCAGGAGCUGCACCUGCCAUGGCUUUAGGGGAGAAAACAUUAUGAUGUCACUGUGUGCACAGAGACCCAUGACAGGAGAAGUCAGGAAACAUUUCUCUCUCAUGCCUUACCAAUGCAGUCAGCAGGGACCAAAGGAAGGCUUUGCCCCUCAAGUCCUGCUCACUCACUAAACCUGGGUCCCUCCCCAAUGCCAAUGAAGAAUAAGUGCCUAAUCCCAUUGUGGGGAGAGGCAGGUAGUGAGGAUGGAAGAUGGUGAAUAUAAUUUCAAUAGGAACUGUGAUGUUAGUCCUGCUUAGCUUGAAUUAAGGAGUCAGGAAGUGUUGGUGGUGAACAACCUGAGUGACUGUUUAGCCUACAAGGAGUGCUUGCCAAGUCAGCUGUCUCUUGUUCAGCACCCCAGUCCUUCAUCCCAAGUGACUGGAGCAGUAUCAUGUACAUUCAAAUAUUAUUGCCCAAUUUGUUUUUAAUUGUAUUGUUAAAUUUAUGAUUAAAAUUGUAAAUGGUAUCAGUCCUUAGAGGAAGCACAGCAGAGUGCUUUGUGGGAUAGAUAAAAAGAUCAAUAAUGGCCAUGGCAGAAUGCAUUCUAGAUGAAGUAUAAUUCAGUGUCUUGUGAUGUAGCUAGUGGGGACCCAGCAUGAAUUCAUAGCUGAUGUCAUUGGCUCUUUCUCUGAUCAUCUUCCCGCCUCGUCCCUGUGGUAGGUGGAGCCCCCUCGGCCCCGCAGUGUCUCUGUUGUUUCUACCACUUCCCAAUUAAGCAGCCGCAACCCAAAGGAUGUCCUACGCCAUCGCAUAUUCCACUUAUCUGAGAUGCUGCGGGUGGAGAAAGCCAAUCGGGAUGACAAUACCUCAUGCUAUGUGGAGCUGGUGGGCAAGGCAGACAGAGAGAAAGCACCUUCCAUCCGGCAGGCCUUUGAACGUAUCAACCAGCGCUCCUCAGCCAAUAUUGCCCAACUAGAACAGCGUCUGCAGGAUUCCUGGGCUCAGCUGAAGAAGUUGGAACAGAGGAUUUUUACAAGCCAGGACAGCAGCAGCAGUGCUACUCCUGCCCAGCAGCAGCUCACCACUCCCAGGAACAGCAUGUCUCACCAGCCAUCCUUCAGCAUACCCAGAAACCGCACUUCAGAAACUUGCACUGUUGAGGAACUCCUUCCUUCCAUCUCGGAGAGCAAAGAAAACAGGUCUGCUCAAGAGGCUUCCUCAAAGCAAAUCCUUGAGGAAGAGAUCAAGCAGAGGGUUCAAGAGUUGAAAGCUCAGCUGCUUGAUCUUAGAGAAGACCACAAGGUCCUGGAGGAUGAGUGGCACAAGCUGGAUGAGUCAUGGAAGGCUGACAAACAGCAGAUGAUGGAACUGCUGCAGGAGGAGAAGAAGAGGUGGGCACCCACAUUAAUGAGGGCAGUUGGCUCCAGUAUCCCAUCUCCUGACACCCCAUUCUCAGGUUUGAUGUUUCCUGGUCUCCUGUCUCCUUGUCCCCCUGCUCAGUCUCACAGGUUCAGAGCCUGUGGCUCAAGAUCUUCAAUGCUCUGCUGUUAGGGCCAGAAUCUAGAGUUGUGUGCCAAGGCCCCAUGACCCCACAGUUCUCUAGGGAAAUGACACAGGACAACAGCAUACAAUGGUACCUUGGGUUAAGGACUUAAUUGGUUCUGGGGGUCUGUUCUUAACCUGAAAUUGUUCUUAACUUGAGGUACCACUUUAGCUAAUGGGGCCUCCCGCCACCGCCGCGCAAUUUCUGUUCUCAUCCUGAAGCAAAGUUCUUAACCCGAGGUACUAUUUCUGGGUUAGCUGAGUCUGUAACCUGAAGCGUCUGUAACCUGAAGCAGCUGUAAUCCGAGGUACCACUGUAUUGGGUUUUUGCCUUGAACAAUUUUGCCUGUAACAAUUGGUUACAGUAAAGAAUGGUUUGGCAUAAGCAUUGGGUAAAGCCGUUACUAUUCCACUCCAGUGCAUCUGCUGGAAGUGCAUCAAAGGAUAGAUCACAUCUUGGGGAGGGGGGAAAUGCCCUUUGACCUAUAUCAAAUAGGGGUACCCCCCCACAGGGCCCCCUUUGGAAGAGUGGUGAGGCCCCCGCCCCUGCCUAGGUGUCAGACAGAACCAUUCCUCCUGGAUCCUUUUAACAGGAUACCCUUUCCCAAAGGGGGCAGGCAGAGGCUACAACCUCCCCUCCAGCCAAGAUCUAGGCUUACCCAAUUCCUAACCGCCUUAUAAAGUUGUGAUUUGCUAUGAGAAAGGUGAGAACCAGAUGGUGAGUGCCAAUUUGCCAAAUGGAAAAAUUCCUGCCCAGCCCUGAAUAUGGUGGCCGGCUUGGUCCAUAGCAAGGUGAAAGCACAAGUAAAAGCAAUCAAAUUAAGGGGUGGGGAUCCAACAAAAAAGGCAGGGAAGACUUCUGGGCAGGCCGCAAUUUAACGCCCCCUGGGAGUGGGCCCAAGCAUUCCCAUUGGCUGGUUGAGCCCACCACCAGGGGAACGCCCAUCCAAGGACUGCUGGUAUUGUCCAAUAGCUGGGAGCCAGGCGAUCGAGCCUGCCAUUCACUGGAUCAUUUGCAUGGUCUGAGGCCUGGCCACGAGACUGCCCACCAAGGAAUGUGAUCAGACUUCUAUUACUGGAUACAUGGGCUUUUUGAACUGUGUGCCACACUCCCUUUUCCAUCUGCAUUAACACCAGGGCCAGCACAUUGUUGGGCACCUGCAGAGGUCCACACUCCUGCAGGUGGCCCACUGCCCACACUCUGGAGCAGCCUGCUCAUGCUCCUCCUAGUUAUUUCUGCUUGUGCAUCUUGUCCUUUCCAAACAUGCCAGCACUGACAAGAGUGAGGUGAUGGAGAAGCAACCUCCAUUUCCCUUGUGCUCUGCCUCUGGGUAGUUGUGUGGAUGGGAAACAGAGGGAGAGGGCAAAGAACUGGACAGUGAUGCUUUGGAGAGGGGUGCAUUGAGUGUGAAUUGGCCCCCACAAAAAAAAAACCUGGAACUAGCGCUGAUUCACACAGAGGCACAGAAGCAAAUCCCUUUUCCCCCAUAGCUUAUACUGUACCUAUACCAUGGUACAGGAUCUAGCUUGCCAAUUCCUUCUGAUCUCCAUGCUUUUUCUGCUGCAGUUACAUUACAUGGGAACCAAGGUCCCAAUUUUCUUGUAAUAAGGAAAAGGGAAGAGCUAUCAUGUCCUUAGAAUGAAGGAAUUCUGAAUGUCUUCAGUUCAAAGAAGAGAGACCUAGCCUCCACAAAAGGGCACAUUUUUAGAGCAAUGAACAUUCUGAAAGCACAUUAAUGGCAGCUGAUGCAAAUGUGCCUAUUUUCCUCCAAGCUUAAGCUCUGGGUGGGGAAAAUGUUCGGCAAGUCUGAAGCAGAAACACAAUAUUGUUUGGCUGUGCCAGUGAUGUCUCAAAAAAGUUAAAAAAAAUAAGGUAAUGAACAAACUGCUUAUGCAACACUUUUUAAAAAAUAGAAAAGUAGACAAUCCAUCUGAUGCAUAGGAUGAGGGGCAAGGCUGAUGGCUGAGCUAGCAUUUGAUUUGCUAGUAAACACAUUUGUCAUUUCAAAUAGAAUGGCAGUGUUAUAGAAGAGUUUGCUUUGAUAACCGCCCCCCCCCCCGACAAUUCCACUUCAGCAGUGAGCAACCUGCCUGGUAUUUUUUCUAUACUCUAUAGAAUACUUAGCAUAACAGCAAAUUCAACACAGCCAGGAUCACAUUUUCCCCAGUACCAAUUCUUGGGUGUCAAACUAUCCUGGCAACAAGCUCACGUGGGGCCUGAUCUUCAAGGACACCCAGAAGUGUUUCUUCUCACUCUUCUUUGGUUCAGCGCCCUAAUAUUUACCACACACUACUUGGUGCCCUUGAGUCUGCUGGGUAAUCAUGGCCAUCUCUCUUUCACUGCUCACCUGUGUCUUGUCACUGGAAGUGUCAAAUGAGGGAACAGAGCCAACUCAAUCAUAAUCCAUUUACCAGCAGUGUUUUAAGCUCAGGCUGUAAUAAGAUCAGCCAGCUGGCUUGGGGUGUGUGUGCAAAGAGGGAAGCAAGGGAUAAAGGACCAGACUGCAGAACUUCACUCCGCCCUCCUUGACUGUGCCACCCUUCUCCAGGUACUACCAUCUCGAAGUGCAGGUGAAUGAUGUGAUACAGAUAAAUCUCAAUGAGAUCACCAACCUCAAACAUGACCUGGCAUGCACGGAGGAGAAAAUGGUCUAUCAGUCUUAUGAGAGGUCCCGGGACAUCUGGGUAAGGAGCUCCCAUGUCUAGGAGCCCAAGAUGUAUGCAUGGCACUAUUAUGAAGGGCAGCGAGUAGGACAGUGGAGUGAUCCUCUUGUUAUUGGCCAUGACAGAAUGUGUGGUUGCAGAGGCAAUGAGGUAUAUCACAUUAUGGGGUAGGCCAUAACAGUCAGCUUUAGAUGCAGCAGUGUGUUUCCAGAGGGAUGUCAUGUAUUGCCUAUGUCAAAGUAGAAUGCUAGGAAGCUCAGAGGAUUCAGGUCAAUAUUAAUUAUAUAGCUUAGAAUAUUGGAGGGUGGGGUGGCAUUGACCUUUUUGUAGAGUGAUACCCAAGGUGGGUGGGUGUGUACUGAUUCAAGCUGGCCAGUGGAUGGUUUUAUUACCCAUAUGCUGAUAUGUUCCUUAUUGGCAAGUAUUUCACUUGCAUAUAUUGUAACACCAUUAUCACAUGAACUAUGGGACCUAUAACAAAAUUAUACAGUGGGGAAUGCUCCCAUUCAGGAAGUUCCAUUUCAGUCCCCUUCCCAAUCACAGGAGCCAGCUCCUAGGGGCUGUGGGGGCUUUGGCUCCCACAAUAAAAUAUUCGAGGGGGCUGGGCCCCCACAAAGUUGAUGUGCAUUCCCAUUAAAAUGGUCUGCAUGCACUGCCUCAUGUGAUUGAUUAUGCAGGGUGGGGCUUACCUAGAUCCCCACAAUAUUUUAUUCAAGUUGGCACCCCUGUUCCCAAUGAUUUUCUUUCCCCCCUCUUCCCAAUGAUUUUCUGUUUCCCAUCUCUCAGUAAGCACUCUAUUGCUACAGAAUGUGCUUGAACUCCAUUGGGCUGUUUUGCCCCCCUCCCCAAUUUAUGUCCACCAAAUAUUUUUGUGUACUACUUCUGCACACCUUGGGGUCUCCCUGAGCUUGCUGAUGCCUCCCUUUUGUAUGAGCAUUGUGCCACUUGACUACCUAAGAACUGGCACUUGGCAAACUGAGAUUGCUAACAGGAUAUAAGAUAGGACCAUCAAAGAAUAGCAUUAUAAUUUAAGAAUUGCACAUUCCAGGCGAGAAAUAAGGGUGUGGGAACCCAAACAGGUUUAUCUGAGGGAAAGACCAGCCAUUGUGGGGACAGGUGGUCUAGAACCUGAUCUGAUCUGGACCUCAUACCUUCUCCUUUUACCCCUGCCAGGAGGUGCUGGACUCCUACCAGACCCGGCUGGCCAAACUCGAAAUGCAGCAGCAAACCCAGCAACAGGAGGCCAUGGAGCUGCCCCAGGCCAGUGUGUAUAAACUUUAUGGACAGCUCAUAAACCUGCUGCUGACCAUUGCCACCAUUCUCUUGGUGUGUGUUUCUACUAUUUCAGCCUGUUCCCUUCCUCUCCUGCGCACUCGCUGGCGUGCCCUGGCCACUCUGCUUGUGAUUGUCAUCAUAAGCGCUGCCUGGAAGUACUUGCCCGUCAUUCGUCAACAGGAAUGGAGAACAUGGCUUCCCUCUGCCUGGUAGACAGAGAACAAAAUGGCACACAAAUUUCCUUAUCCAUCCUGAUGCUCUCCAACACUCCCUACUCUCAAUGCUUAUUUAACUACUUGUUUGUUUGUUUAUUUAUUAAUUAAUUAAAAAUUAAGAGCCUAUUC